Aspergillus glaucus CBS 516.65 is the source of this 387-nucleotide messenger RNA. RefSeq lists its product as uncharacterized. The transcript is spliced from 2 exons. NCBI's taxonomy places the organism in Eukaryota, Fungi, Ascomycota, Eurotiomycetes, Eurotiales, Aspergillaceae. The record is from RefSeq and is a predicted model, not a curated record. The coding region runs from base 1 to 387 and encodes 128 amino acids.
AUGCACCUCCCCUUCCCAUUACCAACCCCCACCCCCGCCCUCAAAAAACGCCUCUACAUAACAAUCGCCUCCCUAAUCCUCCUAACCUUCGUCCUAAUCAUCGCCCGCAUAGCCGACAAAGGCACGCCCUCGGCCAGGACGAAUACGUGGGGUAUAGCCGUCUGCAUAAAAGCAGCCUUCUUCCUAGCCUACCAAGUGCUUACAACGUACCAACCCAAGCUCCAAAAAUGGGCGAGUCUCAAAGUGAACAUGACGCUCGAUAUUAUCGAUACGGUGUUUUGGUUUGCGUUGUUUGUUAUUAGUAUUAUGGGUGCGGCGGAGGGGAAGAGUACUAGUAGUCAGGCUUUGGGGGCGGUUGUUGCGGGGUUGGCGGUUGUUCUUUGGUGA